AUGGCUACUUUCAAUGUUCCCGGUGGUCAGGUGGCCAAUGUGCGGGUCGUUGAUACCGGCUCCACGAUUUCACGUAUCCCUACCUCACGGCUCAUGGCACCUCCUAUGCAGGGCUUCGAUCAUAUUCCGACGAUGCCAUCGUUCUCUUUCCUCGUUGAGUCCGCAACUGGAAAGAAAGCGCUCUUCGAUCUAAGCAUAGCAACGGAUUGGGGAAACUACGCCCCCAUCGUCGCCAAUUCACUCAGAACCAAUGGGUACGAAAUCAAAGCGGAAGUUGGCGUGCCAGAAGUAUUGCAGAGUCAUGGCGUGGAUUUGAAAUCCAUCAAUAGUAUAAUAUGGAGGCUUGUUCAUUCUUAA
Messenger RNA from Clonostachys byssicola, 357 nucleotides. Lineage: Eukaryota; Fungi; Ascomycota; Sordariomycetes; Hypocreales; Bionectriaceae. The record is from the annotation of a GenBank genome assembly.